ACUACACGUGUUCCCAACUUAACUCACCCUAGCAAUGGGACCAGUCUUUUAAUCUUUCACUUUUAUACCUCCUCCAUAACGGAUCUAAUACGAGAUCAUCAAGAUUCAAGGCCAUUCGCUUCUCUUCAACUUCCCUCGCUAUUCCCGUCACUGGAUUCUGCAAGUGGGUGCUCUCCUACUAGAUAGAGAUAAGGGAACAUAAGAUGAAGGCGACGAAGAGGCCGAUCCAUGCAGUGGCCUCAUGGGUCCAGAGGCAACCGCCCAAGAUCAAGGCUUUUUUAGCUGUGAUUUCUGGGAUGGCAGCUUUGGUUUUUCUCAGGAUGGUGGUUCAUGAUCACGACAACCUAUUCGUUGCUGCCGAGGCUGUUCAUGCCAUUGGAAUCUCUGUCCUAAUCUACAAGCUCAUGAAGGAGAAGACUUGUGCUGGGCUUUCGCUGAAAUCACAGGAGUUGACAGCUAUUUUUUUAGCUGUUAGACUCUAUUGCAGCGUGGUCAUGGAAUAUGACAUACAUACAUUGCUUGAUUCAGCUACAUUGCUGACAACACUUUGGGUGAUUUAUAUGAUUCGCUUCAAAUUGAGGUCCAGUUACAUGGAUGACAAAGACAACUUUGCAAUUUAUUAUGUGUUGAUACCUUGUGCUGUGCUAUCUUUGCUUAUUCAUCCAACAACACCGCAUAAUUUAAUAAACAGGAUUUGCUGGGCUUUCUGUGUUUUUCUUGAAGCUGUUUCAGUAUUGCCUCAGCUUCGAGUCAUGCAGAACACAAAGAUUGUAGAACCUUUCACAGCACAUUAUGUAUUUGCACUUGGAGUUGCAAGGUUCUUGAGUUGUGCGCAUUGGGUGCUUCAGGUAUUGGAUACUCGAGGCCGCCUUCUGACAGCACUGGGCUAUGGAUUGUGGCCACCUAUGGUCCUCCUUUCAGAAAUUGUCCAGACAUUCAUUCUCGCUGAUUUCUGCUACUACUAUGUGAAGAGUCUCUUUGGUGGACAACUUGUUCUACGUCUCCCUUCAGGAGUGGUAUAAGGCAAUUGAAUGUGCAGAAGUGCAUCCGGAAAUGGCCGCAAAGAGGACACUCAGGAUAGUUUGUACGCACGUUCUCCUUUACAGCCAAUUAGAAUUUAUUGUAGUAGGUGGACUGUAAAGUUGGGGGGUGCACUUGAAUUUUGGUGUUCUCAUAAUUUAAUAAUUUAAUAGAAAUAUUUCACCCUAAUCAGUAGUAACUAUUGUCUAGGCAUGUCCAUGGAUAAUAGAUUUAUCUAUUUUCUUUCUGCUCA
Messenger RNA from Hevea brasiliensis (rubber tree), 1273 nucleotides. RefSeq lists its product as uncharacterized. Bases 204 to 1022 code for a protein of 272 amino acids. Gene Ontology annotation, cellular component: membrane. The record is from RefSeq and is a predicted model, not a curated record. Gene Ontology annotation, biological process: protein retention in ER lumen. Gene Ontology annotation, molecular function: ER lumen protein retrieval receptor activity. NCBI's taxonomy places the organism in Eukaryota, Viridiplantae, Streptophyta, Magnoliopsida, Malpighiales, Euphorbiaceae. The transcript has 6 exons.